AUGUCCAACCUGGCCCACACCCCCAGCAUAAUCCUUGUCAACACGACGAUGGGCGAGAACAUUGGGUCGGCUGCUCGGGCAAUGAAGAAUUUCGGACUGUGCGACCUGCGCCUGGUGGCGCCGCGUGAUGGAUGGCCCAACCCCCUGGCGGUCGCCACGUCAGUCGGCGCCUCGGAUCUGCUGGAUUCAGCGCGCCUCUGCAGCUCCCUGGCAGAGGCCACCGCCGACCUCACGCACUUGUACGCCGCGACGGCGCGCCGCCGCUUCAUGCACAAGGAUUAUGUCAUGACGCGUGACCUCAAAGAUGACUACGCAGAGCAUUUCCUGCCGUCACCCGGGCAGCAUGGGGUACCUGCGCAGCCACAUGGGGAUGGCGGCAGCAGCGGCGAGAGCGGGGCCGGCAGCACCUCUGGGCUGGGAGGUGGCGAAAUUGGCGGGGCGGCGGCGGGGGCGCCGAGGAUCGGUCUCAUGUUUGGGCGCGAGUCGUCGGGAUUGACUAAUGAGGAGGUGGCGAUGGCAGGGAAGAUUGUGGUGGUGGACUCGGACCCCGAUUUUGCAGUUCUGAACCUGGCACAGGCCGUCCUCGUCUGCUGCUACGAACUCUACCCCCUCUGGCGGCGGGAACUCCGCAGCCCUUCGAACACCGUGAGCGGCGCUACUCCCGCCGCCGCCAAGGGGGCCCCGGGGCGGCGCUCGAGUGCGGCAGCAGACAGCGGGUCGAUCUGCGACGCAGACAACCCGGGGUACGAGACCAGCGGCAGCAGCAGCGACUUUGAUUUUGACCAUUUGAGGGGCGCAGACGGGUACGGGAGCUUUGGGGGCAGCUCGGACGGCAGCGGCGGCGAUGGCGGCAGCAUCCGAGGAGGCGGCGUGGGUGGGGUCGAGGACACCUUGGGGUCCCUGCAGGGCCCAGCGGCGGCAUCCACGGGGGCGGUGUCAUCAGGGUUGGCGUCGCGGCCAGACCUGGCCAACGCGCAGGAGCUCGCGUCCAUGGCAGACUCUGAGGGUUUCCUGCAGCGCCUCUUUGCUGAGCUCGACGCCGCGGGUGCGCGUGGGGGGCUAUCGAAUCAUAUCGCAUCGUCGCAGGCGGGGCGGGGUGUGCGGGCCAGCAGACUGCGCCGAGGGCUGGAGUCCAGCUGGGCGAGAUCCAGGCCGGCGCAGGGCCGGCGGACUGCCUCCGCUCGCCGCGAGAAGGGAGGAUCCUGA
Monoraphidium neglectum is the source of this 1206-nucleotide messenger RNA. Its product is annotated as tRNA/rRNA methyltransferase. The coding region runs from base 1 to 1206 and encodes 401 amino acids. Lineage: Eukaryota; Viridiplantae; Chlorophyta; Chlorophyceae; Sphaeropleales; Selenastraceae. The record is from RefSeq and is a predicted model, not a curated record. Gene Ontology annotation, biological process: tRNA nucleoside ribose methylation. Gene Ontology annotation, cellular component: cytosol. The transcript is spliced from 5 exons. Gene Ontology annotation, molecular function: RNA binding.